Messenger RNA from Talaromyces amestolkiae, 357 nucleotides. RefSeq lists its product as uncharacterized. Gene Ontology annotation, cellular component: prefoldin complex; cytoplasm. Gene Ontology annotation, biological process: protein folding. NCBI's taxonomy places the organism in Eukaryota, Fungi, Ascomycota, Eurotiomycetes, Eurotiales, Trichocomaceae. Gene Ontology annotation, molecular function: protein folding chaperone. The record is from RefSeq and is a predicted model, not a curated record. The transcript has 4 exons. Bases 1 to 357 code for a protein of 118 amino acids.
AUGGCUUCGCAGCAACAGGUCAGCGUGAGGAAACAACAGGAGCUCCAGCUCCAAUACUCCAACUACAAGAAUGCGCUGCAGAGCAUGGCACAGAAAAUCGGCGAUAUAGAGCAAGAAACCGAGGAACAUAAACUAGUCAUCGAAACCCUCGAACCCCUCUCGGCAGAUCGCAAAUGCUUCCGCCUCGUUAACGGUGUUCUCGUCGAACGAACAGUGGGAGAUGUCGUGCCUUCGCUCAAAACGAAUGCCGAUGGCUUGAAGCAGGUUCUUGAUGAGAUGGUGAAGCAAUACAAGGCCAAGCAGACGGAGAUGGAUAACUGGAAGAAAAAGAAUAAUGUCCAGGUCGUGCAGCAAUGA